AUGACGCGCGCUCAGCAGACCAUCUCCUUCGGCCUCCUCGUCACCUCUCUUUACCUCGCGCUUUACCUCGAGCUGAUUCCGCUUCCUGCCCUGGUUCAGCAGCAGAUUGUUCCCGUCCUUCCCUUCUGGGCUCUCGUAUCCUUUGGUGCUCUUCUUCUGUUCCGUCUCGGCUGGGGGGUUUUCACCUUCAACGACGUCCCCCAAGCCCACAAGGAGCUGAUGCGAGAAAUUGACUUGGCCAAGGUGGACCUUCGAAAGCUCGGCGUAGACGUCGAUUGA
Molecule: messenger RNA, 279 nt
Organism: Ustilaginoidea virens
Lineage: Eukaryota; Fungi; Ascomycota; Sordariomycetes; Hypocreales; Clavicipitaceae
Exons: 3
Coding region: 1-279 (92 amino acids)
Biological process (GO): GPI anchor biosynthetic process
Cellular component (GO): endoplasmic reticulum membrane; dolichol-phosphate-mannose synthase complex
Source: RefSeq, a predicted model, not a curated record